AUGUCCGUGGCCAGAUCGCCGUCACAAAUUAAUGUAUUGUCGCCCGGCAAAGGACCUGCCCAGCUCGAGGUGGAGAGAUCCGAGAUGGAGAAUUUGCAUGCGUUUAGAUCCCCCCGUGAAUCCAUAUUUUCCAAUUUCACUUCAUACCCAAGAUCGUUGUUGGACGCCUACACCGAAGAACUCUCGCCUGAGGCUUCCAGUAUCAGUCAUUCUUGUUUUGAUGCGUCCGAAGACGAACCACGGAACAGUACUGCUGGUAACACAUCCAAGCCGUGCAAACUUCUAUUCGGCAAGCGCUACAAGAUGAGCAUGACGCUCAAGCCGCGAGAAACCGAGCUUGCGCGUAGCUCGUGGUCCAUAUUGCUCGACAACGAGUGCUCCAAACAGAAAUACGACGAUUUUAUUAACAAUAUUCUAAAAAAACCGAAAAAGAGAGUACAGAACGCCAAACUGGGCGCCAUUGCGGGCGAUGGUGUCUUUUCCAGCUUCCUAUUCGGUACACAGUUUCUUGCAAACAUUUUAGAAUUUGCUCCCGAGAUCGAGGAUGCCUUCCCAACCAUCAAUCACGCUGCAACCGCUGUCACGGGCGUCUUAACAGCAGCGGUCGACAACCUGGAAGACCUUUCCGUGCUAGACGAGUAUCUUUGUGGUCUUGGAAAACGCCAUUCGAGAAUCCUUGGCGUGUGUUCCGUUCAUUUCCGCGUGGCCGGCGCGGGCUUCAUGAAGACGCUUCGAGACCGCUUUGGAUACGAUAUGACAAGAGAACUCGAAAACGUAUGGCUUAGACUUUACCUAUACUUAUCGAACACCAUGCUACAAUUCGGCAUAGAUCCUGUCAUUGUUGACAAUGAGAUAUCUAGCAUGGUUUUAGAACCUCCAGCGGUACUGGAAAGGCAACCUACAACGACUAGUAACGAAUCAUCGAAUAAGAGCGAUUUCUCUCAAGAGCCCAUCUCUCUCCGGUCUGGUGGCUCUUCGGAACGAAGCCAUUACACAACUUCAAGCGGCUCUUUCAGGUUUAGCUCGUCAAUUCUUAGAAGGCCCUCUUCGGAAGGACAUGCCUCUGGAAAAACGCAAAGCACUGGCGCUUCAAGUUCCUCGAGUCGCGUGCCAAAAUCGGUGCGUGGUGGCGGGGGUAAUGCCGGUUUGAAAACUGGCGGAAAAUGGGUUCCAGUCAGCGCGCUGCCGAAAAACACGUACACCAAAGUUGUCAUUCAAGAAACAUCUCACAAAGGUGGUUCUGUGAGAGGUGGUGGUUCUUCUUACAAGCUCGUACGUAUGGAUGCGUCACAAAUGGCUGGCUACACAGCGAAAACAAGCGCAGAAACACAAGCGAGUAUAGCAUUGCAACAAAGACGGGAGCAAAUGAUGAGGGAAUAUGCCGCUAGAUCUGGAGGUGCCAGAGGUGGUGGCGGCGAUUGUAGUAUCAUGUAA
Messenger RNA from Lachancea sp. 'fantastica', 1434 nucleotides. The record is from the annotation of a GenBank genome assembly. Lineage: Eukaryota; Fungi; Ascomycota; Saccharomycetes; Saccharomycetales; Saccharomycetaceae.